Messenger RNA from Myxocyprinus asiaticus (Chinese sucker), 2103 nucleotides. It is a transcript of the gene nocta, whose product is annotated as nocturnin a. The record is from RefSeq and is a predicted model, not a curated record. Lineage: Eukaryota; Metazoa; Chordata; Actinopteri; Cypriniformes; Catostomidae. The coding region runs from base 301 to 1659 and encodes 452 amino acids. Gene Ontology annotation, biological process: circadian rhythm. The transcript is spliced from 3 exons. Gene Ontology annotation, molecular function: poly(A)-specific ribonuclease activity.
UUAAAUCUGUUAGAAACAUUUAACAUUUAAAUUGAAAUCGUAACAUUACAUACAUAAAAAUACCUUAAUAUGUUACGUAAUUUUCAUACUAUUAGAAAAGUCAUUUUGCUCGAUUCCCCUACUCAGUGGUUGAGUAUGCGUCACUCUGGGAAAUGACGAAACAUCUACCGGCUUUUUUCCAUACAGAGAAAAAACACGAAACGUGUGUCAUAUAAUGGCCAUAUGGCUGUUUUAACCAUAGUUUGGCUUCAUUGAGUCGGUUUAAACUACGGUUCGUGGGACAGUCAGCCGAAGAGUAACAUGUAUCCGGCCCGGCGUUGUUCUUCGCUGCUUCACCGGGAAUUGACCGCUCUCUGUCUGUCAUCACUGGGGACACAUCCGAACAAAUCCGGUUCACCAAAGAAAAGCAGUCUUCAGACUUCACGACACUGCCACUCCAACUGUGUUCACCAUCCUCCUCCGCCGAGUUCAAACUCAAAACCUGUUCUGCUCGGUUCUGUAAAAGUUUGUCAAAUGGGCAGUAGCAGCAGUAGUAGACUCUUCAGUACUCUGGCGCAGACUCUGAGCAGCGCUCCACUGGCAGACCCACUUGUUGAUCCUGAAGAUUAUGAGUAUGAGCAGGCCGACCCGGACGAACUCUUGCGUGAAUGCAAGGAGGUUUUGAGAAAUCGCCCGCCUCGAUUGCACCGAGACUUUUUCAGGACCAGAGCCAGCUCGUUACAGAACUCACCCAUCCGCAUCAUGCAGUGGAACAUCUUAGCACAAGCUCUUGGUGAGGGUAAGGAUGGUUUUGUGCGUUGUCCAAUGGAAGCAUUAAACUGGUCAGAAAGGAAGUAUCUUAUACUGGAAGAGAUCCUUACCUACAGGCCAGAUGUGCUGUGCCUGCAGGAGGUGGACCACUACUUUGACACCUUCCAGCCUGUGUUGGCCAGCAUGGGCUACCAGAGCAGCUUCUGCCCUAAGCCUUGCUCCCCCUGCCUGGACGUUCACAACAACAACGGCCCCGACGGCUGCGCUCUGUUCUUCAGCCACCGUCGCUUCCAGCUUCUUCACACCACACACCUCAGACUCUCCGCCAUGAUGCUCAAGACCAACCAGGUGGCCAUCGUGGCGACUCUUCGCUGCAGGCGCACAGACCAAGUCUUCUGCGUGGCAGUGACUCAUCUGAAGGCCCGGAGUGGCUGGGAGGCAUUUCGUAGUGCACAGGGAUCUCAUCUCCUCCAGCAACUCUGCAACAUCACCUCUCAGUCUUACCCAGAGAUGGAACAGGAGGAGGAUAGUCGAACUAGGGUUGGGGAAACCGAAGAGGGUAUUCCAUUGGUGGUAUGUGGGGACUUUAAUGCAGAGCCAAGCGAGGAAGUCUAUAGGCGCUUUAUGACGUCUCCUCUGGGGCUGGACAGUGCUUACAAAUGUCUGAGUGAAGAUGGGACCACAGAGCCACCUUACACCAGUUGGAAGAUCCGGCCCAGUGGAGAGAGCUGCUCCACGUUGGACUACAUUUGGUACUCAGAAAGGGCGUUCCAUGUGGACGCUGUGCUUGGGAUACCCAGUGAAGAGCAGAUUGGGCCGGACCGGCUUCCUUCUUACCAUUACCCCUCUGACCAUCUUUCCCUGGUGUGUGACCUUAGCUUCAAUCAGCAGCCUCAUAGGCUCAUGUAGCUGUCAAUCAUGAGUGCUCUCCAAUAGGGUUCCAGAGCAGUUUUGGUCAUUCCUAAAACGUUUGUGUGUAGGCUAUGUCUGAAUGUGAGAAUGCAUUACAUUUGUAUUAUUGCUCGGAAUGUAACUUAACAUAAACCUUAUUUUUACCUGCUCAAACAGGUCUUAAUGCACCUCUGAUGGACUGAUGAUUAUUAUUUUCCUUGAUGGAGAUUAUUUAUGCUCUUAUUUUUUGUUAUACAGAGGUUGUGCAAUAUUCUGUAAUUUAUUAAGUGCUUAAUAUGACAUCUCAGGAAGACGCACAUUCUUAAUUAAAUGGAUCCAGAAGUGGAAAGAUGUUUAUAUUUAUAUUGACUGUACUUUUUUUUUUUUCUUCAAAAACAAAAAUGUAAUCAUCAAUAUGUUUGCCAAUGACCAAUAAUAUAAAAAUGUCUGAAUAUUUUGAAA